AUACUCCACACCGAUAGGUGGCGGUAAUGCUAACCUAACUUUAUUGCCAACCGCCAAUAAAAUCGAGGAGAAGACGUUUGUUUUGCAUCCAGCUGGACGAUCAUCUUACAGUUUAACAAUGCAGCAACGUGAGGAGAAGCAGCUGGAAGCCUCGGUGGACUCCCUCAUCACUCUGGUGGCUCAUGUUAAAAACGCUCUGCAGAAUUUCAUUUACAAGCUGGAGAACGAAUACGAGCGUCUGACAUGGCCUUCUGUUCUGGACAACUUCGGGCUCCUGUCUGGUCAGCUGAACACCAUCAAUAAGAUGCUGAAGAAUGAGAAGACGCCGUCGUUUCGCAGCCAGGUUAUCAUCCCGCUGCUCCUGUCUCAGAAGCCAGACGACGAUCUAACCGUCCUCACAGAGCAGCGUGUCCCGGUGUUCAGCCAUGAGAUCGUUCCAGACUACUUGCGGACCAAACCUGAUCCAGAGGUGGAGGAGCAGGAAAAGCAGCUGAGCGCAGAGGCGGCACGCAUCGGUCCUGAUGUGGCACAGAAACAGAUUCAAGCGUUGAAUAAAAUGUGUUCCAAUCUGCUGGAGAAGCUCAACAACCCACGUGACGACAGAGAUGCUGAGACUGGCGCAUCACGACUGAACAAACCGUCCUUUAACCCCGGAGACACCAACGCUUUGGUUGCCGCCGUUGCUUUUGGAAAAGGGCUUUCCAAAUGUAGGCCUCCUGGCCCCAUGGCCCCUGGACACCCAGGACAGGGGCCCAUGAUGAGCGGGGGCCCAACCCUACAGCAGGUCACCAUUGGAGGUGGUUCAGGCCAGCAAGCAGGUAUGGGAGGACCUGUAGCUCCACAGCAGCAAGGACAGCCGGGAAAAAUGCCGAGCAGCAUCAAGACCAACAUUAAAUCUGCGUCUGGUUCAAUGCAUCCCUACAACCGAUGAGCCGCCGGCUGCUCCUCCUCCUCAGGCUGCAUGGAACGGAUGGAUGUUCAGGAAGCUGUUGCUCAGCUCCAGGCCGCCUCUGUGGAUCACAGUUUGAGUUUUACCAGCGUGAGGUUGGUGGAGCUCAUGUUUGCAGCCACUAGAGGGCACUGCGUCAUCAUUAAAGGGACUAAAACAACUUUAUAUGUUCAGACACUUCAUCUGAUUUUUUACUUUUUUUUU
Cyprinodon variegatus (sheepshead minnow) is the source of this 1153-nucleotide messenger RNA. RefSeq names its product mediator complex subunit 8 (gene med8). Gene Ontology annotation, cellular component: core mediator complex; mediator complex. The record is from RefSeq and is a predicted model, not a curated record. Gene Ontology annotation, molecular function: RNA polymerase II cis-regulatory region sequence-specific DNA binding; transcription coregulator activity. Bases 119 to 931 code for a protein of 270 amino acids. Gene Ontology annotation, biological process: regulation of transcription by RNA polymerase II. NCBI's taxonomy places the organism in Eukaryota, Metazoa, Chordata, Actinopteri, Cyprinodontiformes, Cyprinodontidae. The transcript has 7 exons.